This is a messenger RNA of Cylindrotheca closterium, 3237 nucleotides long. The record is from the annotation of a GenBank genome assembly. NCBI's taxonomy places the organism in Eukaryota, Bacillariophyta, Bacillariophyceae, Bacillariales, Bacillariaceae.
AUGACGAGAGUAGUAGUUUCCAAAAAGAUGAUGAUACCAACAUGGAUCGUCAUCUUUUCGUUCCUACUAUCCCUACUCUGUUCUCCUGCCUCUGCUUCCUUUGCAGUGGUCGAGACUUUGGAAGCCGAGGAAGCGGUGUUGAACAAUGUCGAGCUAACGACUCAACACAAUGGGUACAAUGGAAAUGCCUACGCGGAUUUCCGAGGCCUCGGUGCUCACAUGGCAUGGCAACUACAGGUUCCAACUUCGGGACAGUACAAGAUUUCGAUUCGCUAUGCCAGCGCCGACUCUCGUCCCAUUGAUCUGCUCGUCGAUGACGUCAAGACGGGCACCUUUGCGAUUACCGAAACCAGUCGUUGGAACAUUUGGUACACGGAAACUGUCACGGUCUUUCUCAAUCAAGGUACUCGACAACUCAAGUUGCUUGCAUCCGAAAGCAAGGGCCCGAAUGUCGAUCGAAUGAUGUUGGAAUUGUCCAAUGAUACUACUGGUGUACCUCCUCCAAGCAACUCGAACAGUAAUAAUCAGAUUUACGAAGCCGAAGAUGCCCGAUUCAACAAGGUCAAAAUCCUGAGCCGCCACGAUGGAUUUCAAGGCGAUGGAUACGCAGACUUUUCCGGACAAGGGGCCUAUGUCGAAUGGACUGUGGACGUUCCAGCCUCUGGUACCUACAUGAUUACUACUCGCUAUGCCAGCGGAAACUCUCGUCCAUUGGAUGUCAUUGUCGAUGGUCAAAAGGUCGAUGGUCUUGCUAUUGCUGGCACGGGUGGUUGGAGCAAUUGGUUUACCGAAGAUGCCGAAGUAUUCAUGACGCAAGGAACCCAUACCAUUCGACUUUUGGCUUCGUCAAGCACUGGUCCAAACAUUGAUUACAUUGAAGUGAUUGCAUCCGAGAUUAUGGAAAUCCCUCUGACUGAUCCACCGGUGGCGAGUCCCACCGUGGUGGUGAACGCACCCACUGCCACACUGAGUACUGUGUUUUAUCAGCCAGAAGAUGCAGAAUCCAAUGCCGUUGUCAUUCAAGACAACAAUGAUGGGUACGAAGAUAACAAUGGAUUUGCCGACUACCUUGGGAAUGGUUCCUACUUGAAAUGGACGGUUCAAGCACCAGUGUCUGCCACCUAUGAAGUCGAGUGCCGAUACUCUGCCCGAGUUGCAAGGCCUGCAUUUUUGGUGGUCGAUGGCCAAGAAAUUGAUGAAUUUGCCUUUUCCAAGACCAACUCGUGGGACAAUUGGGCCAUCGAGUCGAAAGAAUUGUACUUGAGUGCUGGAAGCCAUACGAUUAUGAUACUUGCUGACCAAUCGACUGGUCCCAAUCUUGAUUGGAUGUCGCUACGUCCCAAGACUACGCUUCCACCCACCACACCGCAACCGACUCCUGGACCCACACCAGGUCCGACUCGCCAACCUACUCCGCCACCAACAAGGCCUCCCACCAGAAGUCCUACCAGGAUGCCGACCAAGAAUCCAACACCAAGACCCACUGCUUUUGGAUUUAGCAAAUACCAGCCAGAAGAUGCCAAAGCUAGCGACGUUGAAAUUGUAUUCGAUCAAGACAACUACGAAGACAACAAUGGAUAUGCUGACUUUUUGGGAACGGGUUCCUAUUUGCUGUGGUCCAUCACGGCUCCGAUUUCUACCUACUAUGAGAUUACCAUUCGAUAUUCUUCCAAGAAUUCUCGCUCAUUGGAUCUAAUGGUUGAUGGGGACUUUGCCGAUGAGUUUACCAUUCCUGCUACCAGUUCCUGGGACGAUUGGGAUGUCGAAUCCAAACAAGUCUAUCUAUCUGCCGGAGAUCACGGAAUUAUGCUCAUGGCAGUAGCAAGCACUGGUCCAAACGUUGAUUGGAUGUCAAUACGAGCAAUGACCUCCAUGCCUGUAGGAGUGCCACCACCUCCACCACCACCCACACCACCACCGACCAGGCCACCAACUCCAGGUCCAUCACCGGGACCAACCAGGCCACCCACCCGUCCACCAACAAGACCUCCCACCAGACCCCCAACCAAGGCACCAGUGAAUGUCAGACAGCCUACGGUUUUGCCUCCAUCUGACUUUGGUGCUGUCACGGUCUUGAGCACGGGACAACGACUUGAGCGAGGAGAGUUUGUGUCGUCUCCAUCCGGAGCUUACAAGGUUGGAAUUACCAAUGGUGGCAAUUUUGUAAUGCAAGAUCGCCAAUCUCGAACCCUCUUUGAAUCAGGCACUAGUGAUGGCUACCGUUUGUUCAUGCAAAGUGAUGGCAACAUGAUCUUGCGGUCGCAAGGUGGUGGUGCUCGAUGGGUCAGCAGAACGUACGAUAAUCGUGGGGCAUCGUUUACUCUUGACGAUGGUGGUCAAAUGUCGAUUGUUUCUGCCAUUCAUGGUGCAGUUGUAUGGCUUGCUGGAGAACCUCGAGGAAUCUACAAUGGCCCUCCCAACAGCGGUGUCGCCUAUCCAGCUCGCGGAAUCUUUUACUAUCCGUGGUAUCCACAAACAUGGACGGUGAAUGGACAGCUUGCACACUACGAGCCUAGCAUUGGGUACUACAGUUCGAGCGAUCCUUUUGUUGUGGAAAACCAUUUGGAUUCUUUGGACUAUGCCAAAAUUGAUGUCAGUAUUGCCAGUUGGUGGGGAAUUGAUACCAACUUGGAACGAGCUAGACUGUUGCUUCGCAUGGAUCGCACCAUUGAGAGAGGUCUGGAUUUGAAGUGGACCAUUUACUACGAAGAUGAAAUGGCACUUGACCCUUCCCCGGCUCAACUCCGUGAAGACUUGGAAUACUUGAAGAAAUGGUUUGCUUGGCAUCCUGCCUGGGCACACGUUGAUGGAAAGCCUGUCAUCUUUAUUUGGAAUGAAGCUCAGUGCGAAGUCGUCCGACGCUGGAUGGAGGCUAGCAAUGGAGAGUGGUAUGUCAUUACCAAACUCUUUGGUAACUAUCGAGAAUGUCCAGUUCAGCCGGACCAUUGGCAUCAGUACGGUAUCGGUGAUGGCACUCUUGAAUACGAAGGUGUUUCAUUCACUAUUGGGCCUGGAUUCUGGAGAGCUGACAAGCCUACGCCCAAGAAACCUCGCGUGAGCAAGGACGUAUGGUGUUCCUUUGUCCAAGAUAUGGCCAGCAGUGGUCAACCAUGGCAAUUGAUUGUGUCCUUCAACGAAGCUGGAGAAGGUACCAUGAUUGAAUCCUCUCCUAGCUGGGCUAGUUCCUCUGGCUACGGGGAUUUCUUGGAUUGUCUUCACGAUUAUCCAACUCUCUAG